AUGAGGAUAGCUUGCGACCCGACCUGGGUGGCGAAGGGUACGUGCAUGCCUCAGCCAACGGUACGGGCGCACUCUCUCCCGACUUCGUUGGGAACGGGUGUGCGCACGGUGCUCGUGGUCCAUAGACAACGCGCGGGCGGUGGUUGGUGGCAACGCCACCGUACGCCGACCGUGAACCUCCGCGGCUCUCGACUAGCGCACAGCGCUAAUGUGAGGUCCGCGGUUGUAGCCGCAAGGCAUCAAACCCGGGAGUCUUCGUGCUUAUCGUCGUAUAAUUAA
Macrosiphum euphorbiae (potato aphid) is the source of this 279-nucleotide messenger RNA. Lineage: Eukaryota; Metazoa; Arthropoda; Insecta; Hemiptera; Aphididae. The record is from the annotation of a GenBank genome assembly.